GUGAAGCUAAGAACCUAGGACCAGUCUCAGGUCCAAAUCGGCAAAGGGAUCUCUGCACCUUUUGCACCAUAAGUCUGGAUCAGGAGGAGGUGUUCCGCACCAAGGUGUUUGACAAAAGCGUCAGCCCUUUCUACGGAGAGGACUUCUACUUUGAGAUCCCACGUCCGUUUCAGUGUUUAUCCUUCUAUGUUUAUGCCAAGAUCGUUUUCCAAAGGGAGCUAUCUGUUGGCAAGGUGUCAAUCCGGAAGGAUGACCUGUGUAAAUACAGUGGGAAGGAGCACUGGUUUAGCCUUCACCCAGUAGAUCCUAACUCAGAAGUCCAGGGUAAGGUUCACUUGGAGAUGCGAUUGAAUGAAGUGAUCACAGAGAACGGCUCAGUUGGUCAACACUUAGUAGUCCGGAUAAUAGAGUGCCAAGGACUACCUUUGAUCAGUGGGCAGAACUGUGACCCCUAUGCCACCGUGUCACUUGUUGGACCUGCCAGGUCUGACCAAAAGAAAACAAAAGUAAAGAAGAAAACCAGCAACCCUCAUUUUGAAGAGACCUUCUUCUUUGAGGUCACACGGUCCAGCAGCUACUCUAAAAAGUCUCAUUUCCAAGUGGAGGAGGAGGACAUUGAAAAACUUGAGAUCAAAGUUGAUUUGUGGAACAAUGAAAGUCUGGCUCAGGAUGUGUUUCUGGGGGAGACACGGGUCCCUGUCAAGAUCCUGCGAAAUGACCACAUCCACAAAGCCUGGUAUCUCCUCCAGCCUAAAGGGAACGGCAGCAAGUCCAAGUCUGAUGAUUUGGGAUCUUUGCGUUUGAAGCUGACCUACAUAGAAGACACGGUGCUGCCAUCUGCCUGCUACACACCACUCUGCAACCUGCUGCUCAAAUCCCCUGAUGUGAAGCCCAUCUCGGCGUCUGCAGCACACAUCUUGGGGGAUAUCUGCAGAGAGCGAUAUGAGGCUGUUCUGCCCAUGGUUCGACUGCUGCUCCACCACAAUCGCUUUGUGCCUUUUGUCUCUGCUGUGGCAGCGCUAGAGCUGGAGAACACUCAGGAGGCUAACACUAUAUUCCGUGGCAACUCACUGGCAACACGCUGCAUUGAUGACAUGAUGAAGAUUGUGGGAAAGAAUUACCUGGCGGUUACCCUGAAGCCUGUAAUAGAUGAGAUUUGUGAAUCCAACAAAACAUGUGAGAUAGACCCCAUAAAACUAAAGGAAGGUGACAACGUGGAGGUCAACAAGGAAAACCUUCAGGGUUACGUCCAGAAAGUCUUUUCCUCCAUCACCCAGUCCAGUUCCAGCUGUCCCCCACUUAUGUGUGAUGUCUUCAGGUCACUGAGACACUUGGCCUGCAAACGUUUCCCAGCUGACCCACAUGUUCAAUACUCAGCCGUUAGCAGCUUUGUGUUCCUGCGGUUCUUUGCCGUUGCUGUUCUUUCUCCGCACUCAUUCCAGCUCCGUUCCCACCAUCCUGAUCCUGAGAUUUCUCGCACACUCACACUCAUCUCAAAAACAAUCCAGACCCUGGGCAGCUGGGGUAGUUUGUCAAAAAAACUGUCUAGUUUUAAAGAAACCUACAUGUAUGACUUCUUCAAAUCAUUCCAAGAAGAAAAGUGUAUCGAAAAAGUUAAAAAGUUUCUCGAUGAGAUCUCCUCUAAUGUCAGCAAGGAGUCCAGUGGGCUGGAGGACGCAGUGGUUCUCAAGGAGGGGGAGGUACAGAAACGUGCCCAAGGGAGAAAACGCCUUGGCAAGAAAAACUUUAAAAAGCGAUGGCUCAGAGUGACCAACAGGGAGCUCUCCUACCACAAACAUAAAGGAAAAGAGGCCCUCUGCAUCAUCAAUGUCAAAAAUAUUCAGGCGGUGGAGAAACUGGAUGAAAGUGCCUUUAACCGCAAAAAUAUGUUUCAGGUGGUCCACUCUGAGAAGCCUCUGUACGUGCAAGCAGGAAACUGUGUAGAAGCCAGCGAGUGGUUGGAGGUCCUGGGCCAGGUCAGUCGCUGCAACGAGGGACGCCUGGCCACCUUCCAUCCGUCAAAUUACACCAGUGGAGCCUGGCAGUGCUGCAAAAGCCAGAGUAACAACGCACCGGGCUGUAAGCCCUGCACAAGCGUCGUGGUGGCCAACCUGCAGCUGGACAUAGACUGUGACCGGGAAACGGAGAGAAUAUUCUCCCUCCUUUCCUCAAAUGACACCAAGCUCCAGAACAUGGAGGAUGCAUGUGCCAGUAUGGCAGUGUACCAGGGCCCCCAGCGGGAGCAGGAGGACUACUCAAAAUUCACCAUUCAGGAACCCAAAGAGACCUUUCAGACACUCAAACAGCUCCGAAACGUCAUGGAAGAACUUCAAAGGCAGCACAACAUCAGGAGCGACAACAUGGCACAGUACGGGAGCCUGGACAACCCGAUCGUAGGGAAAACCUCCUAACCAGGGCAGGGCGGUGUGGCCUGAAGCAGCAGGUGUUCAUACAUAACAGAGAGCCUAAACACGGUCCUAAAGGAGCCCUGGUAGUUGUCCCAGCAAGUGCACCCGCUGUGUGUCAAGGUGAAGAACGAACUAUACACCCUGACCUCCAGAAAUCAAGAGUCCACUACACCAGUGACAGCCUAAGAAUGGGAACCAGAAGGAGCUUUACCUGGAUCUCUCCUCGGUCCUCGAAAUGAACAAACCCUUAGGUGUUGUCGUUUUGUUUGGCGCCUCAUCUCCUCCUCCCCUCCCUCUGCAUUGCAGGUUCCUAUAGACUCUUUUCCUUGUCUUAAUUUAUGUCCUCUUUUACGUCUACAGCUGUGUGGAAAAGACAUCAUUAGAUGGUGUGUGAAUAGGCUGCUAAUUUUUUUUAUUCACCUGGUUUUAUAUCAACAGCUGUGAUGAUGCUCUCCCAAUCUUUUAAGGUUUUGCUCUGACACUUGUCUUGAGUUGAUUGAUAAUCAUCUUUCUGGAGAUUCAUCCUCUAUUUGUGCCCCUUUUAUCUUUCUCUACUCCUUUUUAGUGUCCUUCCUCUUCUGAACAAAUGUGUAUAUAUUUUCAGAGGACAGUUGAAUAGAUGAAACCGAUCUGCCUUACUUUGAUGGAUGUUUCUUUCACAUUAAAUGCUGAGGGAAUAAUAAUGCAGAAGCACUUUAAAUAUUUGGAGCACUCCAAAUGGAAAAUGAUUAGAUACUUGGUAUCAGCUUUCCCCAUUUUGAUCAGUUACAUGAUCUCGAGUACAUCUAUGUUUCAUUCCUGUACAAUAACAUUUAUAGCCUGUAGAUUUUAAGAUAUUUUCUUGACCAAAGACAAUUUCAUAGGUUUGACUUGAAAAAAAUAAUUAAUGUAUUUUGAAUACAAAUGUUUUAAAAAUGGAGAUAUAUAUGGUUUCUGUUCAUGUUUUUGCUAACAUAUCCUUUUACUUUUUAGUGACUUAAGGCAAGCAGACUGCAUGCGUUCAGUUUUAAGACCUGAUAGCACAUGAUUGUGGUGUAGAGUUGUAUUUCCCUGUGAUUGUGAAUCGUAUUGGUACGGUAUACAUCAGAUCUGUGCUGUCACGUUGAGAGCAUCACAACAUAUCUUUAGUGGCUUAUGUAACAAAUGAUAGUAGAGGAAUCAAUCAGAAUAACAAAUUACCCCUGUCAUCCCAAAAUUAGUCCAGACAAUCGUGGCAACCAACAAACACAUUAUGUCCCUUUCUUCUUUUACUUUUCACUCCGCAGCUCCAGCUGUUGUACUUUUGGAGGUUUUAGAGAAUUAGUUUGAAAUGUGGCACUGUGCAGCUUAAAAGUUGAAAAAGUUAGUGUUCUCCAGCUGUGAGUCACAGCACUCCACCGCCCGAACAGUCAAUACAAGUCUGUGUAGUAAACAAGUUUGAAAAGUGGAUACAUUGAUAAUGAGAAUACACAUUAACUCCUGAUAUCCUGACACAUGUUACUCCGAAUCAUAUCAGAGCUGCAUCUGAUCAAUACAGUAAUGGAAAAUAAGCUAUCAAUAAAUGCUUAUCAGAAGUUUUCAGAGCCCAAAUGAUGUCUUAAAAUUGCUUAAGAUUUGUGAUUUUUGAUCUGUUGGUAUUCAGUUUGUUAUGUGAAAUCCUUAAACUUUUAAGCUCCAACCAGCAAAUUCUCUAUCCACUUAUCGAUAAAUCAACAAAUCACUUUUGCGCUGGAGAAAACUGUUGAUCAGUCAGACUUUUUCAAACCCUGGUUUUGUCUUUUUGUUUUUCAUUCUUUGCCCGUUUGAACAAUGAAGUGUUGAAAAGAUACAAAAGAAACUUGAAUUUAUUUUAACAACAAAAGUUGACAAUGCUGAUAAUACAGGGUUAACCAUGUAUUUUUCUUUGCUUGUGGUUGUUUUCAGAAGUUUUGUCUUUGGUCCGUCAUAUAUUUCUAACAUGCAUGUCUUGUGUAUUUAACAAUAUAUUUUUCUAGGAAAAUGUUUUUGUAUCUUUUUUUUUGUGUGUUUCUAUACUGGUACGGUACCUUGUUCUUCGUCUGCAGCGCUUCUCUGAGGCUGUCCGCUUUUUGUUUUUGUCCCAGAGUGGUCCCUUUACUGACUGUGUGUGGUUCUAGCUGCUGCCAAACCUCCACUUGUUGAUAGCUUACCGCAGUGUUACUGAAGUGAAUAUUGUGUGUACAGUAAUGUCCCACGAGCUGCAGCUGGCACUGACUAUGUUCACAUGCAGGCUGUAAGUGAAUGAACUGCCUAAUCAGAGCCAAAAUACAACUGUAAAAUGGUUGAUUUUUUUUAUUAAGAAAUUGAUCAUUGGAUGAACUUUGCCUAUGCUUGUGAAAAACUGGACCAAAUUUUAAUAUUAAUAUGUGGAUCUGAAUCCCACAGCAUAAAGUUGUUUUUUUUUGUAUACUGUAAAAGCUUGCAUGUCAACUCCGUUGCUAGUUUUAAUAAGGGCCAGUCAACUAGCUGUUAAUGUCCUCUAGUGUGCUCAUUUUCGUAUGAAAGUGAACAUGUUUUGGGUCUUCAUUUCCAUUCAUUCGGUCAGUGAAUAAUGCUGUUUAUCUGCUUUUAAUAAGGGAAUGUUCCACCAUUUUGUUUUUCCAUGUCAGCACAUAUAAACAGUCCUUGUCAGGAUGGAGAUGAGAUGCAUGUGGGGAAACGCAUGCAGUGGCCUGCUAGUAGUUGAAGCACAUUGGCACAACAAUCUUCUUGACUCUGACGUGUUGGACUGCGGCCAAUUUCAUGCAAACCGAAAGGGACAUGAUGAUAUUUGCUUUGAACUGUUAUAUGAAUAACAUCAAUCUAGGUAGUAUGCGACUUGCACAUGUGAUGUGUGUUUCUAAGCACUUAUUAUCCACAGAAAGGAGAAAUUCCAGAUUUAUGCAAGAAGAGAAAUUGAUUUCUGGGUCUGUCAACUCAACAAUAAUAUCUAAAUACUUUUCAAAUGCAGGCAUUAAAAUUGCCAAACUCUUUUUGUCCUGCCAAUGAUCUGUUCUGUAAGAGUCACAUCACAGAGCACGAGUACUAUAAACAAUCAUAGGAUGUUUUUUCUGAGAUCUAAAAGCUUCUUCCUGUCCAGCGCGCAGCCAAUAGUUGCAGACAGUGGAGGGCAACUCACUUCUUCUGAAUGUCUCCAUACUGCUCGAGUACAAUGUCUGUUCUUUUUUAUACACGUUAAAUAUUUUAUUUUCCAUACAUGGUCUUUUCUGUGUCCAUUUGAAACAAUUUACAAUAAACACUUUGCCAACUUGUU
Morone saxatilis (striped sea-bass) is the source of this 5658-nucleotide messenger RNA. RefSeq names its product RAS p21 protein activator 2 (gene rasa2). Lineage: Eukaryota; Metazoa; Chordata; Actinopteri; Moronidae. The record is from RefSeq and is a predicted model, not a curated record. Gene Ontology annotation, biological process: intracellular signal transduction; regulation of GTPase activity.